Messenger RNA from Linum tenue, 1071 nucleotides. NCBI's taxonomy places the organism in Eukaryota, Viridiplantae, Streptophyta, Magnoliopsida, Malpighiales, Linaceae. The record is from the annotation of a GenBank genome assembly.
GGUUUGACGGUCUUAAUUUAUGUUAAAGUAGCCGGCGUUCAUUUAAUCUCCCUUCUUUUACCGCUUCUUUUAGCAGACGCCAGAAGCCAGGUAGCCGGAGAGGGAUUUUUGGCGGAGGAGCGCUUUCUUCUCUUCAUCGGUACCAGUUUGCUUCCUCUCUCCGAGCAAACCCCUUUUUACCUACGGUCUUGACCGGAAUCUUUUAUCCAGGAAGAUGACGCUCGGUGAGGAAGAAAUCACUACGCUGUGGAGGAUCAGAAACACUGUAUAUCAAAUGCUAAGGGACCGUGGAUACCUCAUUGAUGAAUCCGAGCUUCAUAUAAGCAAAGAUCAGUUUAUUUCAAUGAACGGGCCAAAUAUGAGAAGGGAAGACCUUACAAUCCAGAAAUCUAAGAAAAAUGAUCUCCCGGAUAAGAUUUAUGUUUUCUUCCCGGAGGAAGCGAAGAUUGGUGUGAAAACAAUGAAGACCUAUAUCAAUCGCAUGAAAACAGAGAAUGUCUUCCGGGCGAUCUUGGUUCUUCAACAGAAUUUUACUCCAUUUGCUAGAAUACUUAUAGCUGAUAUGUCGAGCGAAUUUCAGUUCGAGGUCUUCCAGGAGGCAGAGCUGUUGGUCAAUAUCAAAGAGCAUGUUCUCGGUUCUACACAUGAAGUGCUUAACGAUGAGGAAAAGAAUACUCUGCUAGAAAAACGUGAACGAAACACAGGUGAAAUCCAGCUGCCUCGGAUCCAGUUGACUGAUUCAAUUGCCAGAUACUACGGGCUGAAGAGAGGUCAAGUGGUGAAGAUUAUCAGGCCAAGCGAGACUGCUAUUCCAAGGCAAAAUGGUUGAAUUGCUUGGAAUCCUCUGUUCCUUUCCCUCUUUGGGUGCUUUUUGCUCUGAUUUCUGUGGAUGCUGUGAAUUUUAAUGCUACCUGUCUCCAGGAAGAGAGAUUUUGAUCCCUAAUGUUAGGCAAGAUGUCAAUGAGUAGAUAAAGAACAAUGAUGCAUUGAUUUUGUCUUGUUUGAUUGGGAUUACAUUAUGACACAAGUUUUUCCUACGAAGUAUAGGACAAUAAAUAGAUAAUGGUCCAU